AUGGGAGGAGUGUGGAUGUUUGGGGUGUGGGUGGUCGGGGAGGGGGAUGGAAGGAGCGUGGGUGUUCGGGGUGGGGGAAUGGAUCAUGGAAGGAGUGUGGGUGUUCAGGGUGGGGGAUGGAAGGAGUGUUGGUGUUUGGGGUGGGGGAUGGAAGGAGCGUGGGUGUUCAGGGUGGGGGAUGGAAGGAGCAUGGGUGUUCGGGGUGAGGGAUGGAAGGAGUGUGGGUGUUCGGGGUGGGGGAUGGGAGAAGUGUGGGUGUUCGGGGUGAAGGAUGGAAGGAGUGUGGGUGUUCGGGGUGGGGGAUGGGAGGAGUGUGGGGGAAUGGAUCAUGGAAGGAGUGUGGGUGUUCAGAGUGGGGGAUGGAAGGAGUGUGGGUGUUCAGGGUUGGGGAUGGAAGGUGUGUGGGUGUUCAGGGUGAGGGAUGGAAGGAGAGUGGGUGUUCGGGGUGGGGGAUGGGAGGAGUGGGGAUUGAGGGGAAUGAGGUACAAGAAGAAACUACAAAGCCGGGAUGUAGAAAGUCUGAUAAUGAGAACUGUGCUCAACUGGUUUACAGAUUGUCAUCCUGUCUUGUCACUACUGAAGCCACAGCCAUGCAAGUGA
Molecule: messenger RNA, 600 nt
Organism: Haliotis rufescens (red abalone)
Lineage: Eukaryota; Metazoa; Mollusca; Gastropoda; Lepetellida; Haliotidae
Exons: 1
Coding region: 1-600 (199 amino acids)
Source: RefSeq, a predicted model, not a curated record